AUGGUGAAUGACGACAAGACAGUGCCCAGCUAUUUCCUGUGCCCCAUCUCCCUUGAAGUCAUGACUUCCCCCGUCAGCCUCUGCACCGGCGUCACCUACGAGCGCUCCAACAUCCAGCGCUGGCUCGACGCCGGCAACAACACCUGCCCCGCCACCAUGCAGCUCCUCCACUCCAAGGACCUCGUCCCCAACCACACCCUUCACCACCUCAUCCAAAUCUGGUCCCCUCCGCCACACACUCACGUCCUCCCUCACUCCCAUUUGCUUCAUCAUAUCCCCAACCUCACUUCCCAACCGGAAGAAGACAACGGGAGACUUCUGCCCCCGCUCCUCUCCCUUGUCCCUAAAAUCAAGGACUUAAGCCAUAUGGAGAAAAUCAUUCGCUUAUGUAACGCCCUUCUCCAGAAUCUCACCAAAGUCGACGACUAUAAUGCAAUUCAGUGUAGGGUUCAGACAAGGGAUCCUCAGUUCACGGCGUCCAUCGCGAUUGCCCUCAAGGAAAAGGGGCGCCCCGACCUCAGAACGGCGGGGGCCAAGCUUGUGGAUCUAAUGGCCGAGCGUUCCUGUCUGGAAAUGCAAUCAAUUUCGGAAGAGGACGAUAUUUACUUGGCCCUCCUCACUCUGAUAGCCGACCCCGUGGCUGUCGACGCCUCACUCAGCCUCCUCACGCGCCUGGCGCAGGCGAGGAAAAAUCUUUCCAGGAUGGUGCGAGCCGGGGGCGUGAGGGCGCUGGCGACGGCACUCGAGGCGGAUAUGAGCGCGCCGGCGACAGAGAAGGUGCUGAGGCUCCUGGAAAUGGCGUCGGCCUGCGGGGAAGGGAGAAGCGAGAUCUGCAGGGACGAGAUCUGCGCGCAGGCGAUUGUGAAGAAGCUUAUGAAGCUGUCGCCAGCGGCCACAGAACACGCGGUGAUGGUGCUGUGGAAAGUUUGCUGCCUGUUUGGUGACAGGAGAGCGACGGCGGCGGCGGCUGCAGAGGAAGGGAACGGGGAGGCGAAGGUGCUGUUGCUGCUGCAGAGAGAAUGCUCGCCCGCGGUCAGACGGAUGUGUGGCGACCUGCUGAGGGUUUUCCGGUCCCUCGGCAAGGGCUCCGGCGUGUGUUGGUACAAUACGAAAGCUACUCAUAUUAUGCCCUUCUGA
Messenger RNA from Striga hermonthica, 1137 nucleotides. The record is from the annotation of a GenBank genome assembly. NCBI's taxonomy places the organism in Eukaryota, Viridiplantae, Streptophyta, Magnoliopsida, Lamiales, Orobanchaceae.